Molecule: messenger RNA, 1794 nt
Organism: Daucus carota subsp. sativus
Lineage: Eukaryota; Viridiplantae; Streptophyta; Magnoliopsida; Apiales; Apiaceae
Product: probable WRKY transcription factor 48
Exons: 3
Coding region: 183-1577 (464 amino acids)
Biological process (GO): regulation of DNA-templated transcription
Molecular function (GO): DNA-binding transcription factor activity; sequence-specific DNA binding
Source: RefSeq, a predicted model, not a curated record
AAACCAAACAAAUACUCAAAUCUCUCCUCUCUCUCUCCCUCCAUCUCUCUCUAGAUUUAUUUAUAUAUUUUUAUUAGUAUUUUAUUUGUACACUUUUUGCAUAAAAGCUACAGUUGUUACUUAAUAGAAAUGAAGAGGUUGUGAUAAAUAAGAAUCUCAGCUUUUGAAAAUACAGCUUUCAAAUGGAGGAGGAGAAGAAGAACCAAGAGAUUUUAAACAUGAGCGAUCAAAAUCUCGAUCCUUCAUCAUCAGUGACGCCACCAUUUUCCGGUGAGGAGAUCAUCACUCCGGUUACUUAUCCGCCGCCACCGAAUAUAUUCGACAUGCCAGACAUCGAUGUCGAAAAAUAUGACUUCAUGGAAAUGUUGAGGACUCAAAAUUAUUAUUUUCCUCCUACUACUUCUAUUUUUGAUCUCCUUGGUGCUCCUAGUCCAGCUAUUGGGCCCCCGCAGCCGCAGCAGCUUACUGCUGCGGCUGUGGGGACCUCAUCGGAUAUGCCUGUACUGACUCCGGUGACUCCGAAUAAUUCUUCUUCGAUUUCUUCGUCGUCGAAUGAAGCGGUGACUGAGGAUCAGAUCAGUAUUAAGACGGGUGAAGAUGAUGAGGAGCACAAGCCUGAGCAGAAGAACAAGAGACUGAUUAGUGAACCGAGAAAGAAGAAACCGAAAAAGCAAAGAGAGCCGAGAUUUGCGUUCAUGACACAGAGUGACAUAGAUAACUUGGACGAUGGAUAUAGAUGGAGAAAAUAUGGGCAAAAAGCUGUGAAGAACAGCCCUUUUCCGAGGAACUACUAUCGUUGCACUAGUGCAGGAUGUGGUGUAAAGAAAAGAGUGGAAAGGUCAUCUGAGGAUCCUACCACAGUUGUCACCACUUAUGAGGGUACUCACACUCAUAUUUGCCCCGUGAAUGCGCCACGUGGGAGCAUCGGAAUGUUCCCGGAUGCUUACUCUUUCCGUGGCUUGGGUGCUGGUGCUGGUAUUGGCGGUGGGGGCUUGAUGAGUAGUGGCAUUGGGAGUAGUUUUAGUGGUGGCAUUGGGAGUAGUUUUAGUGGUGGCAUUGGUGAGGGAAUUGGUGGUGGCAUGAGUAUUAAUGCUGGUUAUCGUGUUGGUGGCAUUGGUAGUCGUCUUGUGGAGGGCGGUGGCAUUGGUGGUGGGAGUAACAUUGGCAAUGUUAGUGGCACUGGUUCGGGUUCUGGUUCAAUUAGUGAUAUUAAUUCGCAUUAUGCAGCUGAGCAGCUAGCUCGAUAUCAACAGCGGAUGCAGCAGCAACAACAACAGCAGCAACAACAACGACAACCUUACAGUUUGUACAAUAGUAUUAUCAAUCCGUCAUUGCCUUCUUACAACUUUGGAAUUACUAAUGCUCCUGCUGCUACUGCUACUACUACUACUACUACUACUUCUGCCAAUGCUGCAAUCGAUUCGGGCUCAUUCUCCAACCGUAUGCUUCAAGACAGACACAAUCUCCUGCCAAUGACUCCCAACCAGCAGCUGACAAUGUUUCGAGAUCAAGGACUUCUGCAAGACAUGGUGGCUUCAUCGCAAAUCCAAUCGGAGAAAAAAGAAGAUAAAAAAUGACAAAUGCCAUUGGUAUGUAUGUUCUGUUAGUAGAGUACUGACUGAUCCUGAGGUUAAUUGGCUUAAUUCUAAUUAAUUAUUAUCUUUCUCUUGAUUUAGGAACCUCCUUUGGAUUAAUUUUCUGUCAUGUAAUGACUUCUAGCUAUAGGCUCCUUUCUUUUAUUUAUAUAGAAAUACUUCUGGUAGUACUACACAUUUCUUUCUUCCAUUAUUCACA